UUGGACCUCAGUACCCUCCUCACUCUGGCCGAGAACGCUGUCGCACACUCAGUGUAGUGUCGCAGCGAAUUGGCCGAACUGAACUCUGCAAGCCCCUACUUUCCUCAUCGGUUGCCUAACCUCGGAACCACUGCGACCAUUCGGACGAUCACGAAGCUGUCCCAACCGCUCUCGUAAUCAGCCGGCAACCAUCGAUACCCUUCCAACAACAGUAGUCAUAUGACAACAGUACCACACAAUGCGAAUACUGUUCAUCAACAUCUGUGUGGCGGUGGUUGCUUUGGUGACCAUCCGUGCACAGUCAUCGGAGGCAAACGACUCAUCUGGUGAGCAACAAUCGAAUGAAGUUCAACAUUUCCUUGAGACGGAUGAGGGGAAGAAAAUGUUAAACCUUAUGAACAAACACCUGCAAGAUUCACUGGUUUAUCUGUAUACAAGUAAGCAGUAUGACAGCCAGUAUUGGGAGCGCCCAGGUAUGGCAAAAUACCUAAAGGAACUGAGUGAUAACCAAUGGGAAGAAGGACUUGACACACUGAAAAAGUACAUGCAACGUGGAGGAAAGAUUGACGACUUCAGAGGCAAAGUUAAUGUAAAUGCUAAGGGCCAGCUUCAUUCAUCUAAACGUGAAAAUAAGUACAGCAAAUUGCAGCAGACUUUUAACAAGAUCCACAGAGAUUCCUCGAAUAAGUUUAAGUUGAGGAACAGGCUUAUCUCGAAAACUUGCACGCAAGAUGCAGAGAUUUGUCACUACCUUGAGGAAGGUCUCACCAAAGAGGCCGAGAAGAUGUACGAGGUGAAGCAGCACCAGAUCAUUGCAUCGGGUUUAAUAUCCACAGGCGUGGGUCUCAAUCUGUUUGACGCCAGUUUGUAAAUGCCACUUGUCUUUCGGUAUUUUAUUUAGUUAUGGAUUCCUGUAUAGUGAGUUGUUUAAGUUUUGCUGCUGCGACUUCUAGCCAAAGCAUAAUGAUAUUCAGGCACUUUUUGUGUGAUUUGAAGUUUUUUUUCACUCGAUAGGACAUUGUUUCUUUUACUGGUUGCUAUCUUCUUUCAUUGCUUUAACGGUUGAUUGUGUUAGCUGUAUUAUUAUUCCACAACUUAUGGGUCAGUAUAACACAUUUAACAUUGUUAAGAACAAUUAUCGCUACCUUUCAUGAUGAACUUCAUGUAAUACCAACUUUCAAUAAAACGACAGAAACAACAAA
Messenger RNA from Penaeus vannamei (Pacific white shrimp), 1202 nucleotides. RefSeq names its product ferritin light chain. NCBI's taxonomy places the organism in Eukaryota, Metazoa, Arthropoda, Malacostraca, Decapoda, Penaeidae. The record is from RefSeq and is a predicted model, not a curated record.